AUGAAUGCUAACGGUGAUAUCUACAAUCCUGCUAUCAUUAACCGCCCGUCCCAGGAGUCGAGGCGUCGGAGAAGACGUAAUGGACUAGUUAACGGGACUCGGGAUCAGACUACUGGGGACAGCAGUUCAUUCGUCGUUACUCACUAUGAUGAUGAUGAUGAUGAUGACUCGCAUGGGACUGGGCAAAGUGUGGAUGAGCCUUUGGCAGCUAGUGGUGAUGAGACGAUCACACCCGAGCAACAGCGAGCAGAGCAAGGGCCACAAGAGCAAGGAUCUCACCAUCCUGUACAGCAACACCAACAGCUUGGACAGCAACAGUCAGGACAGCAAGAGCCAGAGUCCCAAGGGCAUGAGAUGCAACAGCUAGGACCACAACAGCAGUCAUCAGAGCUUCCACCACGUGAGCCCAUGCCGCGUGAGAGAGUUAUACCGCAGCAAGACCCAGGAGAACCUGCCUCCAUUUUAGCACCUAUGGCAGGUAGGGGGCAACCUGGAAGGAAUCGUGUUACGUUUUCCUUUGGACCAAAUGGAAUACAGCCUCGAGGAUAUACGUCUCGUAGGCCAACCGGCUCCAACCCUGCGUCGCCUGCGAAUCAGCAAGCCCAAUCAACACAAGGAAACCCCGAUAUGCCCGGUACAUUCCCGGUUGGAUCAGAGGAUGAGGGAAGGGAACAUUGA
Messenger RNA from Aspergillus caelatus, 678 nucleotides. RefSeq lists its product as uncharacterized. The transcript has 3 exons. NCBI's taxonomy places the organism in Eukaryota, Fungi, Ascomycota, Eurotiomycetes, Eurotiales, Aspergillaceae. The coding region runs from base 1 to 678 and encodes 225 amino acids. The record is from RefSeq and is a predicted model, not a curated record.